Messenger RNA from Rotaria sp. Silwood1, 1110 nucleotides. The record is from the annotation of a GenBank genome assembly. NCBI's taxonomy places the organism in Eukaryota, Metazoa, Rotifera, Eurotatoria, Philodinida, Philodinidae.
AUGAAGAUAUUAAUUAUUUCUGAACAUCUUUUUCCUGAAACAAGUGGUAUUGCUGUUCGCAUUGAAUAUUAUGUAAAAUAUUUAAAACAAUUCGGUCAUCAUGUUACUGUUUAUGGCCCAAAAAAAUGUCCAACAGCAAAUCGAAAAUUAGCUAGUAUUCCAUUUUAUUUUUUUAAUGCGGAUGUUUCUCAAUGUUUGCCAUCAUUUCAAUUAUACAAAGAUAUUCUUUUUGAAGAAUAUGACAUAGUGUACAUUGUUGGUCCAAAUGUUCUUCUAGGCACUGUUUUGCUUUAUUUACUUUGUAAAUUAAUGGGUAUCAUUGUUUGUACGUCUUAUCACACAAAUUUAUUUGAUUUUGGCCUGGAAUAUUCAAAAAAUCCUUUCAUACGCAAAUUAAGUGAGUGGUUGCUUACUUAUUGUUUUUAUUAUCCAACAAUAUGGUUGAAAAUUCCCAUUUUACAUCCUGAAAAUUUUAUUGAUCUCAAGAUUCUUUGUAAUAAUUUUAAUAAUGGAAAUAUUCUAUCAACAGGCAUUGACACUAAUUUAUUUCAAUAUUCCGAAAAUUUUACUAAAAAUAAAUUGAUUCAUAUUGGACGAAUAGCACCAGAAAAAAAUUUAUUUCGAUUAAUUGAUUUAUUUUCUUUGGUUCAAGAUGAAUAUACUUUAGAUAUUGUUGGUUUUGGUUCAAUUGAAAAUGCAUUAAAAUUAUAUGUCAAAGAAAAACAAAUAAAAAAUAUUCAAUUUAUUGGUCGAAUUGAUUACAAGAAUUUAUAUAAGUAUUAUCAAAGUGCACAGGCAUUUAUAUGCACAAGUUUAAAUGAAACAUAUGGUUUUACAUUACUCGAGUCAUUGUCAUGUGGAACACCUAUUAUCUAUCCAAAAUGUCCCGUAUUUGAGAAUUUAUAUAAACCAUAUUUUCCUCAAUUAGAAUAUGAUAUAAAUAAUGACAAAGAAUUUAUCAAUGCACUCAAAUAUAUCCAACAAAAUGAUAAAAACUUGCCACAAUUAUGUCGAGCAUAUGCUUGUCAAUAUUCAUGGAAAAAGGCAACAGAAGAUCUUGUUUCAAUUUAUCAAAAUAUUAUAGAUAAUCAUAAAACAAAGAUAUUUUAG